AUGGGUGAGGACACCAUGGAUACAGCCGAGGGCGGCACAGACGCGCCAGCGGCCGAAACAGCGCCAGCUGAGGAACCUGCUGGAGACGCUGAGGCCAAGGAUGCCCCUGAAAUGGAGGGGCAGGAAGAUGAGGAUGCCCCCGGCGGAACUGCGCCUGCCGAGAAUACAGAGCAGGAGCCGAAGGAAGAAGAGGAUCAAACAAUGGAGCCCAAGGAGGAGAACGGAAUGGAUGAUGCCGUCAAAGAUGAAGGCGACGGAGAAGCCGACGCUGAAGGAGCUGAAGGAGAAGGAGACGAGCCUAAGGAAGAAGCCAAGGAGGGGGAAGAGGAAGGCGACGUCGAGAAGGUUGACAAGCUUAGUAUGUCACUGGACGACUUGAUUGAUGCUGAUCGCCGAGCGUCGAAGGGCGGCGGCAAAGGGCGAUGGAGCAGCGGAGGAAGACAAGGAGGUGGAGGUGGAAACUGGAAGCAAAGUUGGUCCAAAGAUGACAACUGGAAGGACAAGGGUGACUCCAAGGACUGGAAGAGCGGCACCUCCAAAACUGAUGACUGGAAGGACAGUAGCUGGAAGAAGAAGGACGACUGGAAGGACACCGACAAGUGGGGUUCUGGAUCCAAAACUGCCGACUGGAAGAAGGAUGGAAACGACUGGGGGGGAAGCGAUUGGAAGAGCAAGGGAAGCGACUCUUAUGGCAGCGGAGGUGGAAAGUCGUGGGACUGGUCUGGCAGCAAAUCGUGGGACAAGACCUCGUCGUAUGAUAAGUCCUACGACAAGUCCUACGACAAGUCCUAUGACAAGUCCUAUGACAAGUCCUAUGACAAGUCCUAUGACACAUAUGACAAGUCCUACGACAAGUCAUAUGACAAGUCCUAUGACAAGUCCUACGAUAAGUGCACGCCUCAGACAUCUGUAAUCACGUGCGCAAUCCUUUUCGCGAUGGGUGUGUCAAGCCCAGGAGUGGCGGCUACGGGGGCUGGAUUCUUAGCGUCGCCGCCAAAGGGCAGGCGGCAAUACUGCUAUUGCACAAGUCGGAGCAUUGCAAUUUGA
This is a messenger RNA of Symbiodinium pilosum, 1047 nucleotides long. The record is from the annotation of a GenBank genome assembly. Lineage: Eukaryota; Dinophyceae; Suessiales; Symbiodiniaceae.